This is a messenger RNA of Girardinichthys multiradiatus, 5246 nucleotides long. RefSeq names its product MCF.2 cell line derived transforming sequence-like 2 (gene mcf2l2). The coding region runs from base 381 to 3932 and encodes 1183 amino acids. Gene Ontology annotation, molecular function: guanyl-nucleotide exchange factor activity. NCBI's taxonomy places the organism in Eukaryota, Metazoa, Chordata, Actinopteri, Cyprinodontiformes, Goodeidae. Gene Ontology annotation, biological process: intracellular signal transduction. The record is from RefSeq and is a predicted model, not a curated record. The transcript has 35 exons. Gene Ontology annotation, cellular component: cytoplasm.
GGUAGAGCAGCCAUCUGAUUCCUCCUCCCCCUGUAUGACACUGCAUCUGUACCAGAGCAAACAGUGUAUUAUCAAAGCGGUUGGAGCGACGGUGUUUACCCAUUUAUCCAGCUUGACGAGUUUCCUGUAAAUGUAGAAGACUUUUGUUUGCCUCACCAUUUGCCAAGGAGCCAUUUUUCAUUACUUUGAGAUCAUCAUGAAAACAACGGGAAUUCUGGGGAUAAAAUAAGAAAAGCCACAUUAAAAAAGCUAUCUGGCUGAAAAAACUGAUAAGGAAACCUCAGAAAAGAAAAUCGGGGUGAGGAGUGAAAGGAGUCAAAAGGAGGCGUGGCAGCAAAGGAAGGGAGAGAGAGAAGAGUGGAUGCUCCCUACAUCCUGAGAUGCUUUGCUGGUUGAAGGAGGACGAGAUGUCGGUUCAGGAGCUGCUGCAACGAGUGCAGUGUGUCAUCACACAUGUCGAUGAGAUCAUGCAGCAGGAGAUCAGACCCCUGCUGGCUGUGGACAUAAUAGAGCAGCUUCAUCGCCAGUUUGCCUUACUUUCAGGAGGGCGAGGAAAGGAUGGCGCCCCUAUCAUCACUUUCCCAGAGUACUCAGGCUUCAGUGAAGUGCCAGAGGAAGAUUUCCUUAAUGUAGUAACCUACCUGACCAGUAUCCCCAGCUUGGAUGCUGCCAGCAUCGGCUUCAUCAUCAUUAUUGAUCGGCGGAAGGAUAAAUGGAGUUCAGUGAAGGCCUCUCUAUCCCGGAUUGCUGGUGCAUUUCCAGGAAACCUUCAGCUGGUGUUGGUGCUGAGGCCAUCCAGAUUCUUUCAGAGGACAAUAGCUGAUAUUGGAAUAAAGCUGCACAAGGAUGACUUCAAAAUGAAGAUUGUUAUGCUGAACUCUCUAUCAGAUCUUCAUGGGUAUGUGGAUAAAAGCCAGCUGACCCAGGAAUUUGGAGGUAGUCUCGAGUACUCUCAUAGCCAGUGGAUACACCACCGAACUGCCAUAGAAAACUUUGCCUUGACGGUGAAAACUACAGCACAGCUGCUGCAGAGGUUUGGUAUGGAGCUGGCAGAGACAGAGCUUCCCAAUGACGUGCAGAGCACCAAAGACCUGCUCACAGCGCACACUGACAAACACAAUAACCUCAAGGAUGAGCUGAAGCUAGCUUUAAGACAAGGCAGCACCUUGUUUACCUGCAUCAAAGAUCAGGCAGCCAAGUCGGAGAAUCACAAACUCAACCCCGAUGAGAUGGAGAACCAAACCACUGUGGAACGGCUCCUCGCCCAACUUGACGAGACAGAGAAUGCUUUUGAGCAGUUCUGGUCGACGCAUCAUCUGAAGCUGGAGCAGUGCCUGCAGCUGCGCCACUUUGAACAGGAUUUUAGAGAGGUUAAAGUAUCUUUAGACACUCUGAUGGACUCUCUAAAAGAUUUAUCUGAUACUGGAGAUUGUGUGGCCAGAGUGGAACAUCUGCUGAAAGAGCUCAAAGCCCUUGAGGAAAAGGCUCAGUCCACAGUGGAAAAGGCCCAGCUCCAUGCCAUGCAUGGUGACCAGCUCAUCCAAAGCAACCACUACGCCGUGGACUCCAUCCGCCCAAAAUGUGUGGAGCUCCGGCGGGUCUGUGAUGACUUCAGCAAUGAGGCCAAGAAGAAGUCUGAUGUUUUAUCCAAAGCUUUGCACAUACACAUGGGUAUUGAGAAGGUGAACCAGUGGUGUGAGUCAGGCAUCUUCCUGCUGGCUUCCCAAGCUGUGGAUAAGUGCCAGUCACAGGAAGGGGCAGAAUCAGCUUUAACAGACAUUGAACACUUUUUGGAGUCGGCAGAAAAGAACCAUGUGACAGAACUGAAGAACCUUCACAAGCAGUAUGAAGUUGUCCUGUCAGAGGAUAUAAAGGGCAACAUCCUAAAGGCACUCAAAAGACUGGAGGAUGUUCAAGAGAUGUUUGAGAAGAGACAUGUAAGCUUAAAGAGGCUGUCAGCAAAACAGACAAGGCCAAUUCAGCCAGUUGCCCCACGGCCUGAGUCGUCUUCCAAACGUCCAACACAAAAAAACCCCACCAGGACUUCUGGGGUUCAGCAGCCCUUGGCUCGAAAGCUGUCUGAUAACUCCAACAGUAACAAGCAACCAUCUGAAUCUGAUCCUAACAACAAAAAGAAGAACAUACGCAAGACCAAGGGAGGCAUAAAGAUUGAGGUGAUGCAUGAGGAAAGCCAGGGAGGCUCUACCCAUGUUGCUGUUUCAAAUGAGAGUGAGGAGAGUCUGUCCAAAAGACGCAGACACAUCAUGAUUGAACUGAUUGAAUCAGAAAGAAUUUAUGUGGAGGAAUUACAAAGCAUCAUGGAGGGUUACAUUGCUGAGCUGAAUAACUCGGAGCUCAGCCACCUCACCCCCCCAUCACUGGAGAACAAGAAGGAUGUGCUGUUUGGCAACCUCCCAGAAAUAUAUGAGUUUCACAACAAGACGUUCCUCAUGGAGCUGGAGAACUGUGCGGAGAACCCAGAGCUGGUUGGAACCUGUUUUCUGAAGAGGAAAGAAGAACUUCAGGUGUAUGAGAAGUACUGUCAGAAUAAGCCCCGCUCUGAGGUUGUGUGGCGACAGUGUGGAGACAGCCUCUUCUUCCAGGAGUGCCAGAAGAAACUGGACCACAAACUGUCCCUGGAUGCCUACCUGCUGAAGCCUGUUCAGAGGAUCACCAAAUAUCAGCUUAUGCUUAAGGAGAUGUUAAAAUGUAGUAAGGGUGAGGGGAUGGCUGAGCUGGAAGAGGCUUUAGCUACCAUGCUGAACAUCAUCAAGUCUGUCAAUGACUCCAUGCACCAGAUAGCCAUCACUGGGUUUGACGGAAACCUGAGUGAACUGGGGAAGCUGCUGAUGCAGGGAUCCUUUAACGUGUGGACUGACCAUAAGAAAGGCCAUAGCAAGGUGAAGGAUCUGGCCAGGUUCAAGCCCAUGCAGAGGCACCUCUUUCUGUAUGAUAAGAUGCUGCUGUUCUGUAAGAAACGGGAGGAGACCACAGAGGGACACGAGAAGACUCCAUCCUACAGCUUUAAGCACUCACUAAAGAUGAGUGCGGUCGGGAUAACAGAAAAUGUUAAAGGUGACAAUAAAAAAUUUGAGGUGUGGUACAAUGGCAGAGAAGAAGUCUACAUUAUCCAGGCUCCCUCCAUGGAUGUGAAGAAUAUGUGGGUGUCAGAGAUCCGUAAAGUUCUUACAGGCCAGCUAGAAGCAUGCAGAGAGGCCAGCCAGAACAAUAACUUUGGAGUCCCCAUGAGGAAUGUCCGUAAGAUGGCAUUGCGACAGUCAGAUUCAUCAAGUCCAGAGUCAGGAUUCAGGAGAGCAAAUCCUAGUCCGAACAUGAGGCUGAAAAAAGUUGAUACUUCAGGCCACUCAGCUGUUAAUGCUCGGAAGCAUUUCACCUUGCAGGGACUUUCCAAUAGGCGGUCUCUUCCAACAGAACCCACUGCAAAAGAGGCAGAGGUCCCCCGCCGCUUCUCUCUCACUUCCUCUAUUGCCUCCUCUUCCUCUGCCAUGCGACGCACAAAAGGUCCCCUCUCUGCUAGCAUUAAGAGCAAGAGACAAGAGAUAAAGAGUGAUCCCACUCCAUUUGGUUACGAAGAUACACUACGUGGUGCAAUGGCUGCAGGCGGGAAGCGGCAGAGCAUGACUAGCAGCAAUGUUGGUGGUGCUGGUAGCACAGCAGCUGUCCCCAGGUCAACUUCCCAGCCAGGCUGGACCCAGAGACGUCUCCUCUCCAUGGACACAGAGGACUUUGAGACGAUUCCCUCCAGUGGAGAGGAAUCCUCGAACUCUUCUGAGGAUGAAGGCAAAAAUAAGAAUGGUGACAGCAGCCGUUACCGGGUGCAGCUGACAUACGCAUCUUGUGAAGCAAAGGAUCUCUCUCUGGGAACCAGUGACAUGGUCCAGUUUCUGAAGGAAGCAGAGAAUGAAAACUGAUAUCUUCAAUGAUCUGUGUACAGCAGCACUCUCCAACUCUGAAGAAAAUGACGUUAGUACUUGGGAAGAUUCGUCUCAGGACUACAAAUAAAUAUCAGUGAACUGUUGUAAUGUAUUUGACUUUGGUGUCAGGCAUUGAUUUAGGUCAAUAACUGCAGUCUUUAAGAUGCGACUUAAAAAGCUUUUAACCACUUGUAGUUCUUUUUGAUGAACUACAAAUAUGCCUUGCUAUUGUUCUUUAAUUGCAAUAUUUUUCAUGUUUGAUUCAUUGAUCAUUGUUAGUGAAACUCCCAAGGGAAGAAGCUGGAACAUUACUGUUGGAAAGCCAUGUCCUCUAUUUGUAAAAUCCUUUUUACUCCCAUCUAGUGGAGCAACUAUAAACAGUAAAAACAUCCCGUAAUUCCAGAUGUACAGUCUCUUUAGAAACUAUUUAGAACUAUUCACAUAUUGCCCAUUUUUAUUAUUAUUUUUAAUGCAAUCAGAAAUUAUGUUGUAUUCCAUAUUUAAAAAGUUGAAACUUACAUUAUUUACAUAGGAACAUUUUCUUAAAGCUGUUUUCCUAUGGUUAUUUGCUUUUGUGGAGAGGGAGGGAAUAACUUUUCUGUAGCCAGAGAGCCCUUCAGUGCCACAUCACUAAAAUGCGUAAAUGUUUGGUUUUUUCUGCCAUAUUCUGACCCUUUGUAGAGUGUUAGGUGUCUUACAUCAACAUCCAAACGUUUUGUCACACAGGUCAAAAUCAGGAAGUUGAAAAGACUCACAGAUCGAAACAAUGUAAAAGAUUUUUUUACCUCACCAACAAACUAAACAUGUUGUUCUAGAGUAAUGACUAAAGUUGUUUAAUGAUUGCAGACAAAUGAUCUGUAAAUCAGUGUGGACCUGAAGCAUAAAACGGUCUUGCCUGGUUGCACUUAAAAGAAAAGCAUAAAAUUUCCAUUUUUUGGUUUGAUUGACUUCCUUUUUGACCAAGAAAAUGUUUUAAGCUACUCUACGGAACAAGAUUGGAAUGUGAGUUUCUUUUUCUUUGAAAAUAAAAACAUUGCAUUCAUGUUUAAUGAAUGGCUUCGAGCAACACUGCUUAAGAAUAAAAGUUGCUGGACAUCUUGUUUAAAAUGAAAUCAGAAACCUGUUUUUUAAAAAACAAAACAUUUUUCAUUUUAAAAAGAACUCGUUCAAAAUCCCUCACCUUGAGUAUAAAUAUCACCACAUUAUAACUUUAAAAAGUGUCCAUUUGCAUUCACCAGCAUUGUUUUUAUUAUUGUUAAACUGUUGUUUUACUUUACAUAUCAUAUUUAAUACAUAUUUAUGAAAACAAAA